AUGGUGGCUACAAGCUUCCACGAUGCCUCCUCAAAUGCGGCGUCCGUCGUGAUGGUGCGGGGCUCCGCACGCACCGAUGACGAGAAGGAAUACGGUGAGGUGCGACUUUAUCCGACUCGAAUGCGUUUCGUGACCGGCGUAGCUCAAGCCUACGAGGAUGACUUUCCGUCUGAACUCAGUCAUUUGGUUAAGGAGACGGAGUUUGAAGUCGCUAUCAACCAGAUUAACAACACGAUGCAGGACUAUUGGCCGUGUUUCUUCUGUUUUUGCUGCGGAUACGGCUGCUGCCCUUGCACAUUGGGCCUCUCUCUCUUUUGUCCAAACUUUUGCAUCAGAGAUGCCGAGCAAUAUGUGCGUGCACUCCUGCUAAGAAUAAACAAGCGACACUGUUUUGAGCGAGCUGAUGUCGAGUGGCAGUUAAUUCGAUCGUGGGGCAGAUCCUGGGUCCAGAUCACAUACCCACUUGCGUCCAAGAAGCCGCCACUGAUCACAUACCAGCAUGGUAUAGUACCGUCGUCACCGCUCGUGCCUCCAAACGGCAACCACUCCAACAGUCAGCAAGCACUCUCUAGUUCUUCAAUGCUGUCAGAUACAACCCCACUUGUUCCAUAA
Messenger RNA from Phytophthora nicotianae INRA-310, 612 nucleotides. RefSeq lists its product as hypothetical. Bases 1 to 612 code for a protein of 203 amino acids. Lineage: Eukaryota; Oomycota; Peronosporomycetes; Peronosporales; Peronosporaceae. The transcript is spliced from 5 exons. The record is from RefSeq and is a predicted model, not a curated record.